AUGAGUAACACAACGUGUUCAAGUCAAAAUCUUAAUGUUAAACAUGUUGCAACUCUGUUCGAAGAAGUUCAAAAUCGUUAUAUUAAAAAAUUAACAACUAUUGAUGAAAAACAUUUACCGACUGAUGAACGUCAUAAGCAAAAGUUAGCUGUUUAUGAAAGUUAUGUAAAAGAUUUAUCAAUUCAAACACGUUUACUCUUACAAAGUCUUGAUGAACUUGAGAAAGAAGCUAAUCAACGUGUCACUUUACUUGAAAAUAAACUUAAAAAAGCACAUGCAUCGUUACAACAACAUCAUUCAUUAUCAGAUGUAACAAAAAGUGUUAGCAGUAUUGAAUCGGAAAAGUGGAAAUUAAAUCAUGAAAAUCUUGAUUUAAAACAUGAUCUUGAUUCAUUAACAACAUUUAUAAAUACAGCUAAACGAACAGGUAAAUGGGAUACAAAAAGACUUCAAUUAAAAACUGUUCCACUUGAUCGUAUAAUUGGUAUAUCAAAUGAUGAUAUACAUCCUACAGUACCUUUACAUAAAGAAAUUCAAUAUCGUGAUGAACGUAUACAAGUUUUACAAGCUGAAAUUGAACAACUUCGAAAAACAAAAAAUGAAUUAGUUAAACAAACAUCAAAUAGACAGUCAUCUUUUUCUUCAUUUAUGGGAGAGGAUGAUUCAAAAGAACAAAAUAUUAUUCUUUCGAAAAAAGUUGAAGAUCUUCGUGCUAAACUUGUUGAAGACUGUCAAAAAACUGAAACACUUAAAAUGGAUAUACGUCACAAAACUAAUGAAUUAAAAGAACUUCAAGAAGAAUUUCAACAAAAUAAACAACGUUAUGAUGAACAUAUACAUGAUUUAUCAACAAAAUUAAAAACAAUAACAGAUCGUCAUCGAGAAUCAACAACAUCUCUUAAUAAUGAUAUUAAAAUAAAAAAACAACAAAUUGAACAAUAUACACAACAAAUUGAACAAAUUUUAAAUGAAAAAGUUCAACUUGAAAAUGAACGUAAUGAUUUACAACGACAAUAUCGUGUUAAAGAUUCGAUAACAGCUGAUCUAGAAGUACAAAUUCGUAAUCUUCAACGAGAAUUAACAUCAAAUAAUUAUCCAAUUAUACCUAUACAACCUGUUGAAUCAACUGUACCAAAAAUUGAAUAUGAAAAACUUGAUCAAGAAUUACAUUUAACUAAAAAGCGACUUGAUGGAAUUACAGCUGAACUCAAAACAAAAGAUGCAUUAAUUAAUAAACUUGAACAAGAUCUUCGAGCAUUAAAAAAAUCUCAUGAUGAACAAUUAGACCAACAUAUUGAAACAUCAACAAAUGAUGCUGAACAGUUACAUACAGAAAUUCGAGCAUUAAAACGUCUAUGUGAAGAAAAAAAAGAUCAAGUAUGA
Messenger RNA from Rotaria sp. Silwood2, 1383 nucleotides. NCBI's taxonomy places the organism in Eukaryota, Metazoa, Rotifera, Eurotatoria, Philodinida, Philodinidae. The record is from the annotation of a GenBank genome assembly.